CAAUGUGGAAAUUCGUUGUGCUGAUUCCCAUUCUGCUCACCUAUACCGAAGGCAAUACCGAAGGGCCUGACAUAGUUGGCGGUACCAAAGCCAAGGAGGCAGAAAGACCAUUUCAAGUAUCUUUGCAAGAGGUAAUAGGGUAUCACUUCUGCGGCGGAUCAAUUAUAAGCGAAUAUUAUGUUCUAACUGCAGCUCACUGUACUGUAGUAUUUGAUAAGGCAAUGGUAGGUUUUUUGUUUGCUGCAGUAGGUAUGUUGGAUGUUCGCCAUCCUGGUCAAAAUCACAAACUCUCUGACUUGAUAGUACAUGAAAAAUAUGACCCCAACGAUUCAUUUCGCAAUGACAUUUCUCUCGCAAAGGUUCAAGAGCCUUUUACCUUCAAUACAUUUGUACAACCAGUUCCCUUGCCGAAAUCUGACUUUCCUGUGCCAGCUAACAGCAGUGUUGUACUUUCUGGUUGGGGAGAUCUUGGAGGGACAGAAAAUGAAUCACCUCACCAUCUUCGGGUAGCAACGUUGUAUGUAGUCGAUCAAGAAAAAUGUAAAAAAAUUAUUGAAACUGGACCUAAUCAUGUUUAUAAAACAAAUCUCUGCGCAUACGAUCCCAAUACUAGAAAGGGACAGUGCACAAAGGACUCUGGUGGUCCGUUGACAUUGAAUGGAACACUUGUCGGAAUAGUUUCAUGGUCUUUUAAAGAUCCUUAUUGUGGAAGUACGAAAAGACCAGCUCAAUACACAAGAGUGUCUGAGUAUAUAGACUGGAUCAAGGAGCAUACUGCUUAAGAAUUAUACAGUGGCACUUAAAACUUUAAGUAACAUGUAAUUGUUAA
Phymastichus coffea is the source of this 829-nucleotide messenger RNA. RefSeq names its product trypsin-1-like. Gene Ontology annotation, biological process: proteolysis. Bases 3 to 782 code for a protein of 259 amino acids. The transcript is spliced from 7 exons. Gene Ontology annotation, molecular function: serine-type endopeptidase activity. The record is from RefSeq and is a predicted model, not a curated record. Lineage: Eukaryota; Metazoa; Arthropoda; Insecta; Hymenoptera; Eulophidae.